This is a messenger RNA of Phoenix dactylifera (date palm), 2440 nucleotides long. RefSeq lists its product as uncharacterized. Lineage: Eukaryota; Viridiplantae; Streptophyta; Magnoliopsida; Arecales; Arecaceae. Gene Ontology annotation, cellular component: nucleus. Gene Ontology annotation, biological process: cell differentiation; regulation of DNA-templated transcription. The record is from RefSeq and is a predicted model, not a curated record. Gene Ontology annotation, molecular function: sequence-specific DNA binding; zinc ion binding.
AGAGGAGGCAGAAGCGGAGCGGUGAUUAGCAGCACUAGCGAGUAGUGGGAGCUCCCCAAACUUCGACUUCGCCUCCCUCACGUUCUCCUCCUCGAGCUCUUUUUUUAGGCGUUCCCCCAUUUGCCCCCAUUCCCCACCGUGUCAUUCUCCCCAACCCAUUUCCCCCCCACCGGCACAAUCUUCUUAUUUACUUCCCACCCCUUCACUUCCUUUCUCCGUCUCCAUCUUCCGCUAGCUCCAGUUUCUCUGCCGCUAGUUUGCUGCCUCCACUUGGGCUCGCCCUCCACCAUGGAAGCGUAGGCACCAUACAAAGGAUUGCCUUCUUUUCUCAUCUGUCUCCGCUGCUGCUGCUGCUGCUGCUGCUCCUGCUCAAUUAUGGACCGCCCGACCGCAGAACCGAGAAAGUGAAAGAGCAUCGGUACAUCUUCCGGGCUUCCCCCAUCCCGUAUCUCCUCGUAUUCCUUCGUUCUCUCUGCAAGGUGAUACAUACAUUAGAUAGGCAGCUGCAAUCAGUUCUUUCUUGUUCUCCUCUGAGGACCGGGGGGUGGGGUGGGGGGUUCAAUUUCGCUUCAAUUGCUUCGAAUUCUAGCAUUCUCGUCCGCUGAUUGGGCACCAUCGUCAAUCAUCAGGAGUUGUUUCACCAUCCAUAGGCCUCCCUGUUUCUCCUCUGCCUCGCGCCAUUAGGUGUUAGUGGUGGACUUGGUUUUUCUUUUCUACUCUUGUUAUCAUUCGUGUUGGCUCUCGUCUCCUGGCCUGUUUUGAAUUGAAGCUGCUGCUCUCGAAUCAAGGUCGAACGUACUCGAUUCGAACCAGAAGGAAAAAGGUUGGAGGGUGGAAUGGCGACGGCGAUGAAGAAGUACGUGGAUGACGCCAUGCCCGAGCCGGUGGACGUGAUGAGCGGCGGUCUCUUCGAUCACAUCGACGACUUGCUGGACUUCCCCAACGACGAUGACGUGCUGGGGAUGGUGGACCCCCAUGGUGGACCCGCCCCCGCUCCGUCUUUCGCUCCGCUUCUCCCUCCCCUUGAGGCUGAUGACCUGUUGAGCGGCGGUGGCGGCCGAGGGCACUACACCAAUGGCUCUGUUGACGUCGCCGGCAGCGGCGACCGUGAGGUGGCCGAGCUUGGUCCGUGCGACGACAUUGACAUGAGCCAACUGGAGUGGCUGUCCAAUUUCUUCGACGACAAUGAUUCCUUCACCCUCGACUUGCCCCAGUGCACGGCUACCGCUACCGCUGCCGCCAUGGGCGCCACCAACAGCAGCAACAGCAACAGCAACGGCAAGGAGGACUCACUCUUUCGCACCUCCAGCCCUGUUUCCGUCCUCGAGCCCAACAGCCAUAGCAUUGGCGGCAGCGGCGGAGGUGGCUCCUCCUCAUCCUCCUCGUCAUCCUUCUCCUCAUCUUCCUCCUCCUGCUCCGGCACCGGUGGAGGAAGCAGCGGCGCGCGGGCGCUCGAGGCUCCCCCCGUCAGCCAUCCGGAGCCCGUCCUGGUGGUCCCCGCCCGUGCUCGCAGCAAGCGCCCCCGUCCCGCCACCUUCUCCGCCCGCCCCCACGUCACCAUCCCCUUCCUUCCCCCUUCCUCCGGCGGCGUCCCCGUCUACUCCUCCUCUUCCGAUCCUGAGAGCUUCGGCGAGUCCAGUCCGAGCCCUGCUCCGAUGAUGAAGAAGAAAAAGAAGAAGAGCUUUGCUGCUAUUGCCGCCGGAGGAGACGAGGCGGGCCCGCAGGCACCGCCGGCGAGGAAGUGCAUGCAUUGCGAGAUCCAGAAGACCCCGCAGUGGAGGGCGGGGCCGAUGGGGCCGAAGACCCUCUGCAAUGCCUGCGGGGUCCGCUACAAGUCGGGAAGGCUCUUCCCCGAGUACCGCCCGGCCGCCAGCCCCACCUUCGUCCCCUCCGUCCACUCCAAUUCUCACAAGAAGGUGGUCGAGUUGCGGAUCAAAGCCAGCCAGAAGCCCGCUGCCGCUGGGAUGCUGUCGCCCGAGUCUGCUGCUGGGGACAGCUGCGAUCUCCUUGCUUACAUCCGGAGGAGGGUGUGAAAGAGAGAGGGAGGAGGAUGAGCCACAUUGGCCGUGGUUCGUGUGAACUUCCUCUCAUUUUUUUAUUUUCCUUUCCUUUUAGUUCCAGAGUCGGCUUGGUUCAUUGUUUCUUUUUUCUUUUAAUUUUUUCAAUAUUUCCUUUAUCUUUGUACAGAGGAGGGAGGAUAAGAGGAGUGAUAGGCGACCCACUACCAUUAGGUAGCUGAGACAUGAAGCAGGGGGGGAAGAGAUAAUUAGAUUGAGCGGUAGUUAGAGGCAGGGAGGGCCAAAUGAGUCUUAAUUAGAAGGGGGCUAUUCAGGAGGAGGGGUCUAGUUUGUUAAUGGAGCUUGUUGUAUUGAAUUCUUUUUGCAGUCGAACGAUUGAUUACUAGGAACACUAUAAAUGGUUUGAUUAUACCUCCAUUCAA